Messenger RNA from Paramecium sonneborni, 1134 nucleotides. Lineage: Eukaryota; Ciliophora; Oligohymenophorea; Peniculida; Parameciidae. The record is from the annotation of a GenBank genome assembly.
AUGGCAAAUUAAAACAAUGAUAGUAUUUUAGAUUUUAGAGAUAUCUGUUCCAAACCUAAAAUUGUUAUACAUGAAGGUCUUCUUUGGAAAUAUCUUGAUACUCAAUUCUCUAAACCUCCUGAAUCUUAAUUUAAUCAAGAAACAUCUAAGAUUAGUUAUACUCUUAAAGAAUAUUCUAUACAAGGUAAAAUAUUGAAUAAAGACUAUAAAAAUAUAAGAAAAAUUUAACUAAAACAUGAUAAAUAAUCAUAUUUUGGAUUACAUUUAUGUCUAGCUCAAAUGGGCAAUAAAGAAGUUGCUGUUUUUGAAGUCAAUCCUUCACUUAGAAAAUCUAUUUUAUAAUUAGAAACUGAAAAAGAAUGCCAAGAUAUUCCAAUGAUUACCUUUGUAGAAGCUAAAUAUUAAAAACUUUUAGAUCAACCUUAAAUUUGGAUUCUUGAAAUUCAUGAUAUUGAAGAUAUUGAAGAUAAUGAAAAACUUACAUUAGAAGAAAGAGAACUUAAAAUUAAAAUCUUGAAACCUUAAGCUGCUUAACUCUUUAAAGAAUCCAAAUUUAAAGAAGCUAUACAAAUAUAUAAAAUUCUCUUUUCUAAAAUAGGAUAAAUACCCAAAAUAUAAAAGAAUAAGAUGACUGAAGAAUAAAAGACAUUCUUUAAAAUUGAACUUUCACGAGUCUUUUCUAAUCAAGCUAUUUGUUUUUUAUAAAUAAAUGAUUUUACUAAAGCUAUUGAAACAUCAAAAUAAGCUAUCUAAGUAUGGGAUGAAAAUUUUAAAGGUAUUAAAUUUUUCAUUUUUUUAGCACAUUUUAUAUAUGCAAAAGCACAUUUAGGAACAGGACAAGAAAGUGAAGCUUUUUAAUUAUUCUAAAAAAUUGCUCAAAAAUUUCCAAAUGAAGACUUGACAGAAGUUUAAAAAUAUUUGUAAAAAACUUAGAAAAACAAAACUUCAAAAAAUGAACAAGAAUUUUACAAAAAAAUAUUUGAAAAGUUACCUGAAAAGGAUAAGGAUGAAAAAGAACGAGAAAUAAGAGAUAAAUUUGAAAAAGUUGAAAAGAAUAGAUAAACUGAAAAAAUCCUUGUAUAGGCAAAGAAUGGAUAAUCCAUAAAUCAUGAAUAAAUAUAAAAAUUAUAAUGA